This is a messenger RNA of Phaethon lepturus (White-tailed tropicbird), 962 nucleotides long. RefSeq names its product dimethylaniline monooxygenase [N-oxide-forming] 5-like. The transcript is spliced from 5 exons. NCBI's taxonomy places the organism in Eukaryota, Metazoa, Chordata, Aves, Phaethontiformes, Phaethontidae. The annotation marks the transcript as partial. Gene Ontology annotation, molecular function: NADP binding; flavin adenine dinucleotide binding; N,N-dimethylaniline monooxygenase activity. The record is from RefSeq and is a predicted model, not a curated record.
GCAUCGAGAAGUUCAAGGGCCGCUACCUGCACAGCCGAGACUACAAAGAUGCCUGGGAUUUCAUGGACAAGAGAGUCGUUCUCAUCGGGAUUGGGAAUUCAGGGUCGGACCUGGCUGUGGAAAUCAGCCAAACAGCCAAGCAGGUCUUUCUUAGCACCCGCCGGGGCGCGUGGAUCCUCAACCGUGUUGGAGAUCAGGGCUACCCCAUUGACAUCAUCAUCACCACCCGCAUGAAGAUGUUCCUGAAGAAAAUACUGAGCCCAUCCAUGGUGAGCAGCUUUGCAGAGAAGCAGCUGAACAUGAGGUUCGACCACGCGCACUACGGCCUGAAGCCAAAGCACAGGGUCCUCGACCAGCACCCAACCAUCAACGAUGACCUGCCCAACCGCAUCAUUUCAGGCAGAGUGCUGGUGAAGCCGAACGUCCAGGAGUUCACCGAGACAUCUGCCAUCUUUGAGGACGGCACCAGGGAAGACAUCGAUGCCGUGGUCUUCGCCACAGGAUACAGCUUCUCCUUCCCCUUCCUCGAAGGCUACGUGAAGGUGGUGGAGAACCAGAUCCCUCUCUACAAAUUCAUGUUCCCCCCUGACCUGGAGAAGCCAACGCUGGCUUUCAUUGGCCUCAUCCAGCCCCUGGGCGCCAUCAUGCCCAUCUCCGAGCUUCAGUGUCGCUGGGCCACCCGUGUCUUCAAGGGGCUGAACAAGCUGCCCCCACAGCAUGACAUGGAGGCUGACAUCAAGCAGAAGAGAGAAGCGAUGGCAAAGCGGCCCCCGAGCGUGUUUCGCCCCCGGCUGAGGGUUCCCCAGCAUCCCUGCCACCACCACGCUGUGGGACACGGGGGAUUAGCCAUCAUCGGGGCCGGGGCCUCUGGCCUGUCUGCCCUGAAAUGCUGCCUGGAUGAGGGCCUGGUACCUACCUGCUUCGAGAGGAGCGGGGACAUCGGAGGGCUCUGGCGCUUCGAG